This is a messenger RNA of Pelagomonas calceolata, 1695 nucleotides long. The record is from the annotation of a GenBank genome assembly. NCBI's taxonomy places the organism in Eukaryota, Pelagophyceae, Pelagomonadales, Pelagomonadaceae.
GGCUUUUUGCGCGAUUCCACAGCUCUCGCGAAUCAUUAUCAAUCGCACUUCAUAGAUACGCAAGCAGUCGAAUACUAAUUGGCCAACAAGCGAGCAAUCGAAGCUGCAAGCGGGGCCAUAAUGGAUGCAGCCAUAUCACAGGCUCUCAAGCGACUGGAGGAAUUAGCCGCCAAGGGCGCCAUCGAUGCGAAUCAGCUCAAGGUAAGACAGGAUCAGCUGCGCCAGCAGGAUCGCGUCGCAAAGCUGGCCGCGGUGAGCGGUUGCUACAUCGGAAAAGAGGGCAAGCCUGUGGCCGCCUCCGCGACCACAGGCAUGGCUAGUCUGGAUCACGACGUCUUGCAGCACAUGCUCUCGUUUGUGAGGAGCUACCCGCGUUGCGUAUUAUUGGCCACGACGAGCAAACAACUGCAGCCAUUGCUGCAGGGGAAACCUCUCUCGGACCGCGCAAGGGAUGCGCCGGGCGAGCUCGUGAUGGACCUGGUCGUACAGGCCAUGAAGGACCAGGGUCUGAGCCGCGCCGCAGAAAAACGAUUAUCCCUCGUCGCCGAGAAGUUCCCGGACGCGCUGGAUCAGCGGCACUGGCCGCCUCUGUCCCUAGACGACUUUCCCCAGCCCCCCGGGAAGAAGAGAUAUCGUCGGGUCUUCCUGAGCCGUCAUGGUGACGAAGAGCUCGGCCAUCGAUUGUUUGAGCAGGAGUACGAGGAGUGGCACGGCAAGUUACCCAACAAACCGAUCACGCCGCUGGAGCUCAGCGUGUCAGUUCAGUCGCCCUGGGCGAUGGAGAUCAUGGACGCCUUGCUCGAGCUAGGGGCCAAGCCGACCGAGCUCGCGAUUACAAUUGACAUGGGUAAUGCUAAUGCUAUGGACGGCCGAGGCGCUUUCACACCGACGCUACUCAAGGAGAACCCAUCGCUGGUUUCCACCUCGACGUACGACUUGGAUUGGAUUCAUCGUGAGAACAUAUUUCCCGUUUCCGGGAGCAAGUGGAUACGCGAGGUGGAGAACUUUGUGGAGUACUUGAUUACCCGCUGCGGCGUCGUGCCUGAAGUAGGGGUGACGCACAGCGCGGGAGGGAACUUUAGUCAUUAUUACGACGACGAUACGAUUGCCAACUUGCUCCGCAUGGCUCAGGCCACGCAGGUGUGCACGAAAUGUAACGCGCCGAAGACGCGCGACGACUUUGAGCAGGAGGAGUGGGAGUGGGCCGGCGACACGCGGCUCUGUCGCACGUGCAACGUUCGCGCCUGCCGCAAAUGUGGCGCGUCGAAGGCGCGCGCCGACUUCGAGGAACCGGAGUGGGAACGUGAGGGCGACGAGCGGCUCUGCCGGGUGUGCAACGUUCGCGACUGUUGCAAGUGCGGCGCGUCGAAGGGGCGGAGCGAGUUUUCGUCGGUGCAGUGGGAUUGCGCCACCGGCCGCGAGUGUCGGACCUGCAACGUCCGGGCUUGCUCGAGAUGCGGCAGGUCAAAAGACCCUUACCACUUCCCCGACGAGGGGGAAUGGGAAAAAAAUGACCGGCUCUGCCGGUCGUGCAAGCUGCCGCCGAGCAAGCGGCGGUCGUGCGCCCAAUGCUCCACGUCCCUGCCGCAAUCGGACUUUUCCAAAAAACAGUGGGGAAAGGCGGCGAAUGGGAAGGGCCGGUGCAAGAAGUGCCUAGGAAAUUGACGCUGCCGACGCGUAACAAAUACUUAGCCU